UUUCCCAAGAUUUUCACGAUUCUUCAGCCAUCUCGUUCUAUUCUAGGACGAAUGAGUGAUAUGAGAUUCUUGAAAUUGUCCGCUAAUUUCUUACAAUAACGAGUUUUACCAUAGAAUAACAAUGACGGUUUGUGAAUAGUUCUAGGAAUAGAACAGUGGUUUGCGUACCCUUGCUCGGUCGAUUGAACUCUAUAAUAUGCAAUGGAAGGGACUGUGUGUGUUGUUGUUAGUUGCUGCAGUAUCGACGAUCCUGGGACAAAAUAUCGGUGAUCCUUACAAGAUCCUCGGUGUCCACAGGAGAGCGUCUUUACCCGAAAUCCGGAAGGCUUACAGACAACUGGCAAAAGAGUGGCAUCCUGAUAAAAAUGAAGACCCCAAUGCUGAAUCAAGGUUUGUGGAGAUCAAGCAAGCUUAUGAGCUUCUAUCGGACACAGAACGGAGGCAGGCAUAUGACUUAUAUGGCAUUACCAAUGAAGAUGACCACAUGUAUAAACAGAGGCAUGAUUAUAGCCAGUAUGGACGGUUCAGCUAUGAUCCGUUUGAAUAUUUCAGCACACAUUUCAGAACUCAGGAUCAAGAUAUAACAUUGUUCCAUAAAUUGUCGGUCACUGCAAAGCAUUUCGAAAACAAUAUCCUAGAGAAGAGCGUGCACACGCCAGCGUUGGUCCUCUUCUACACCGACUGGUGCUUUGACUGCGUGCGCUCGGCCACCGCUUGGCGGCGCUUAGUGGAAGCUCUGCAGCCGUUGGGCGUGACGCUGGCCACCGUGCACGCGGGGCACGAGGCCAGCUUGGCGCGGCGGUUUGGCGUACAUGGCGUGCCGAGCCUGACAGUGAUACUCGACAAACAAGUGCAUAUCUAUAAGGAGGGACUCUCGUCUUUACCGAGAAUACUAGAAUUCAUGCGAUGGAAGUUCCCUUACAAACUGGUCCGCGGCCUCACCGACUCGAACGUGGACUCCUUCGUCAGCGACUUCGAGGACAACAGAGUGAAGGCGCUGAUAUUCGAAGAGCGGCAGAGCAUUCGUCUGCGCUACCUCAUCACCGCAUUCCACUACCGGGAUAGAGUUUCUUUUGCUUUCGUCGACUUGACGUCCCGAGAUACCCAGAACACAACCGCUCGGUAUAAAGUUCAACGCAGUAUGGACACCAUGGUACUUCUGAAAGAAGACAGUCCAGAACCAUCCGCCACUGUCAGCACAAAUGAGAUUCCCACGGAGACUUUGCAUCAGUUGAUCGAAGCUAACCAGAUGCUGACGCUGCCUAGACUUUCUUCACAGAGUGUGCUAGACAUAGUCUGCCCUAUCGAGUGGCGAGCCGCCCGUCGCCGGUUGUGCUGCGUACUGAUCGCGCGCGACGCACACACGCAUGCGCACAGCCUCGCACAAAUGCGCACGCUCGCACGCCGCGCGUCUGAGCGCAUACGAUACGCGUACGUGUACGCGCACGCGCAACCUGACUUCAUACACGCACUCGCUAACGGAUCUGGUAUCGACAUGACCACCCUUGAACACCGCAUCGUGGUUAUAUGGCGACGCGAAGCCACCCGUAUUCACUACGAGUGGCUGAAUGAGACAUGGCCGACCUGCGUCUCGUGCCACCCCGAUGAAAUGGAGGAGGGGGGAGCUAAGGGGGAGGAGGCUAUCAGAUACCACGAAAGGCUGAACGAAACUAAACGCGCUCUGGAACAGUUGGUGAAGAGAUUGUUGAAGCCAACUGAAGUGGCAGCGUAUGAGACUCGGGUUCAGGAAUUAGUGGACGAAGCAGCGGCCGGGGCAGUUUGGCGCGCAGUGAGCCGCCUCUGUGAGUGGAGUGAGCGCGCAUUCUCCGCAUUCCGCACUCAUCACGCACUCUCCGCUCUCUCCGUGCUGGCAACCGUUGCGCUCGUACUCGCUGCAGGGUAUUUCAUGGCGUACCUUAUUCGGGUGGAAGAGGAGUCGGUGCAGCGACAGAAGGAGCAGAGGCGGCAACAAAAUGGCGCGAAACGAAACAACAACGAAACGCAACCGGAGAUGCGUCUGCACGAAUUGCGGGCCGAGAAAUACAACGGUUUAGUUAGAUUGCAGAAGCCAGGUUGCAGAACUAUUGUACUAGUGGUCGACAUGCAGAGUCGCGUGCAGUUGUUGUCUAAAUUCCACAAAAUUGUUUGGCCGUAUCGCAAGAACAAGACGCUGGUGUUCGCGUACCUGUGCGUGGAGCGCAACCUGGAGUGGUUCCGGCGGGUGCUGCUGCUGUCGCUGGGCGGGGGCGAGCUGCGGGUCAACGCGCGGAACUGCGUGGGCACCGUGCUGGCCCUCAACCCACACCGCAAGUACUUCUGCAUCUACCACGCGAAGCAUCCCGAGUGCACCAAGCCGCAUAAGCGUAUGAGUCGCAUGACGGUGUCGCUGGGUGGCCGCGCGGCGGACCCCGAGGCCGGUGCCUUCAUCGGCUUCACCACCGACCCGGACUCCUCUGAUGAGGAUCACUAUGACCCACCGCUACUGUUACAAGAGAACCUGCUAGACGGCCUAGAGAACUGGCUGGACAGGUUGUUCGAGGGCAGCACCCACAGAUACUUCGUCAACUACUGGCCCGACAUGACGACCAAGUGAGUCGGCGUAUACAAACUCCUUGGUUCCUCCAGCGCCUGUACUGUGGCUCUCAUGUAUUACAUUUGUUUUCCACACCGAAUUAUUUGGUUGUUUCAUGAGUUCUGAACGAUAAGAACCCGUUUUGUUGGUUCUAGACAUCAGUUUUUAUUAAUAGUACCCUCAGAAAAUACCUCGCUCCAACUUUAUUUGAAGAAAGUGCUUCAAGAAAACUAUUUUAAUUCUCUAGUACACAAAUCUGCGGACUACACUAAAUUGACAGGUCUAAAAAAAGUGCUAUCUCUUUCCAUAAAGGACAUGGUAAUAGAAUUACACUACUUUUAAAUGUUUCAAUUAAGUUUAGUGAUUUGUGUCCAAAUAAAAUGGCAAUACUUUUUAAACUCUUGAAUGAAGUUCAUUUUACAUGUGUUAUUGGCGACUGAACGAAUCUCUGACUUAAAUUCACGUGAAUUCAGCUCUGGAUAACACUAAAUGUGUUUUAAAACUGGCACUACUGUUUUUUAACACUUAACGAGAAUGUUAUUACUCGAUAACAUUUAAGAAUUCAUUAUGACUCCGUAUGACUCAUUUUAAUUUCAAGUAACUUUUUAAUCAGUUAUUCGGAUUUAAACUGAGUCGACUAUAGUUAUUGAGUAUUGUCGAGGGAACAUUGAGGGUUUAUACAUUUUUAAUUUAAUUGACGUUAGGCGAUGACCGUGUAUUUUACAAGUUUUUUCACAUCGUGUAUUUUUUUUCCGGCCCUUCAGUUUGUGAACGAAUAUAAUAUACUGCCCAGAUAUUGUAAGGUUUUCGUCGACCAUUUAAAUGAUAGGCCCCAAUUACUAAUGGUAUAUUGGUGUCGAUGGAAUUCAUUAUUGUUUUUCAAUACAUUUGCUCGUGAAAUGGUUUUAUGUCACCUUUGUCAGAGCUUUAAAAGUGGACCAUUGCGGCAUGCUGUGCUAUUAAAAUAUUACAGCAAGACGUGUUAAUAAAAGAACCGUGCGGUAAUAUUUUUUCUUUGAGCUUUUAGGAAGCCUGAUAGUAUGCGCUAGGUAGUAGUUACGGGUGGCUUUUACUUACAAAUGUAUUGUAAAACAUCUUAUGUGUGUAAUAUCAUGAUUUUUUUGAACAUCUCUUAUAAUACA
This is a messenger RNA of Pararge aegeria (speckled wood butterfly), 3714 nucleotides long. RefSeq names its product dnaJ homolog subfamily C member 16 (gene l(3)80Fg). The coding region runs from base 197 to 2593 and encodes 798 amino acids. Lineage: Eukaryota; Metazoa; Arthropoda; Insecta; Lepidoptera; Nymphalidae. The transcript is spliced from 14 exons. The record is from RefSeq and is a predicted model, not a curated record.